This is a messenger RNA of Salvelinus fontinalis (brook trout), 6015 nucleotides long. Its product is annotated as ephexin-1-like. The coding region runs from base 2500 to 4878 and encodes 792 amino acids. The transcript has 15 exons. Gene Ontology annotation, biological process: activation of GTPase activity. Lineage: Eukaryota; Metazoa; Chordata; Actinopteri; Salmoniformes; Salmonidae. The record is from RefSeq and is a predicted model, not a curated record. Gene Ontology annotation, molecular function: protein binding; guanyl-nucleotide exchange factor activity.
ACCUAUACAAAAAGCUGAAACGACACUUUAGCCAGAGGAGUUGAUAUACAUUAUGACUGAGUCCGUAAAAGCACUUUGUAGACAUGUUCUAUCCUGGAGCAUAAGUUAAUAGUUAACCACAGUAGGUGUCAUAUUAUUAUCAACAGGCUUCAGGUGUGGAAUUUUAACAAUGCCUUUAGCAGGCAGAUUAAAUCCAUCGCUCGACUCAGAUAACCACACUGUGGUUGGAGUUUACAAACAGCACUCUUGACCUGUGAACUAGAAAGACAUGGCUUAGAAAGUGAGAGCAGAAAUAUGUUGAACCAGGUUACACAAUACUGCAUCGUCAGGGAGGGACAUAUUGCAUACCUCAGAUGUCUGACUUGAGCUCAAGGAAAAUGCUCAGUGGACAAAACGCAUUCCGCCCCGAAACCCAUCUUCUUUGUUAUGUGUCAGGGGUGUUUCAGUAUCUCUCUCUAUCUCUCUCUCUCUAUAUAUAUAUAUAUCUCCCUCCCUCUCCCUCUCUAUGUCUGUCAGUUCAGAAACCAACCUGUUCAAUAUACUGUUGACAAAGGGAGAAUGAGAGUACUGAUACAGUCACUAUAAGUAAACAUUCCUAUUUUAAUCACUGAUUUGAGAAAUCCUUUACACUUUCACUUCUCUCUCUUUUCUUUCUACAGUACCUCUCCUCCCUAUUCACGUUCUCUAUAUUGAAACAUUACUGUAAUAGAGAUCUAUAUGAUUGGUUGGGUAGAUCCAGUCAACAAAGCUGUGUGAAUCACACAGACACGCCCGUCUGAGGAGAGGAGUCAGUAGGGUGAGUCUGGAAAAGUGUGGUGCGUUGCUCAAUCUAUCUCCAUUGUUAUUUUGUCAAUGUGACGUGAGAUUGUUUCUGUUGUUAUUGAGACGUCAAGAAGAUCUGUGUGCCUUAUUGUGCCUCUAAUAUAUUAUUAGAUAUGAGAAUCUUUCCCAGUGACACUAACUAUUGUAUUUGGAUGAUCAAGACAGAAACAGUUCUGUAUAAGACAUGCAGCUUCAGAGAGCUUGUGUUGUUACUCUGUCAGCCUUCCUCGAUUAUCUUUUGGAUGUUGUGUAAAUGUGUUUGACCCCCAGCCCCUCUCCAUCUGGUCUGAUUGGAGGGAAGGAGUUUGAUGGUGCGAGGCGAACACUCUGCUCAUACAACGAGGCCUCACUUAGCCAUUCUCUGCAUAAAGGAGCCCUGGAAUUCUCUCUCCUGCUGCUGCAUGGAGAAAAAAAGAACAAACUUUAAACUGUAUUGAUCAGGCAGCGGGUUUAGAGGGACCAUCAUCCACCACAAGACAAGCAGGACAACAAGCUACAUAUCAUCUGAACACACAGUUCUAUACCAAACUGGAGGACCUACAGGAGAACUGGCAGGUGUACUGGCUUUUAGUGUGUUCUCUGAGGUGUGACUAACCCAUAUACAGGAGAAUACAAGGUAUACACCACUGGGGAACACACUGAAGAUCUUGAGAGGAGGGAUAUAAAGAAAAGGAGUGAUCAGUGAUCGCCAUGAGGCUGAAUUCCCUGGCACAGGUAAGUGGCUUUUCUGGUUCUCCAGAGCACAGAAGAGCAGAGCAGAGAGUGAUGGCAUGCAGGUGAGGCCAGGCCGGCCUCUGGAAUGUCUUUCAGCAGGCCCCAUAUAGACAGUACAGCAGUGGUAUUCAAAGUCGGGGUCUGCAGUGGGGUCGGCAAAAUAAAAAUUAAGAGAACAGAUUGUUGUAUGGGACAAUAUACAAAUGUUUUUGAGAAAGAUAUUUAGGAAAAAAAAGUGUUGAGUAAAUGUAUUUUUUGGUUUCUUUUCAUUUUGAUAAGAGAUGAAAAUGUAAUUAAUUUAAGGAUAUUUGUUGAUGUAAAAAUAGAAAUGUAAUGAUUUUAAGGUUGUGUCAUUAUAUUUGGAGUGGGGUGGGAUCAUGAGGAAAAAAAUGGUGUCCCCAGAAAUUCUGACGGAAGAAAUGGGGUCCCUGCUGCAAAAGUUUGAAUACUACUGCAGUGCAAGGCGGUACACAGAGGGUGAGAGAGAGGGAGGGAGAGAGAGAAAAAGAGGGCGAGUCAUACACAGAAUCAUUACAGCUUAGGGAGAGAGAGGGGGCUGACUCUGAUUGGCUCCAUGGCUGUUUGAGUAACUAACAACACUCCUGCCCCACAGGCAGGGGGUGGAGGAAGAGGGAGGAGUAGAGAGAGAGAGGGGAGAGGAGAGAGAGAGAGGAGGAGGGAGGAGAGAGAGACUAGGGAGAGCUACUUUGGCCUCAGUGUGCCGGGCAGUCGCUAACCUAUGUGAGACUGAGCCCUGAAGUGUGUGUUGUGUUGUUGUUGUUGUGUUGCCUCACCGGGACUUGAGAUUGACAGGAAUGGAUUUUCUCCUGGAUUCUGGCUAACAUUUGAUGGAUUCUACGCUCUCCUCUGCCCUGAAGCCAAACCCGACAGGAACUACCCCACCAUCCCGGAUCUGAGAACAGGAGGGGGACACACACCCCACGGAGCCUGGAGCCCAUUGCCAUGGCGAUGACGGCCCUGUUCAGGGGCAAGUGGGGUCAAAAGUCGCAGGAGCCACCUGAGAAGCGGCCCGCAGCACCGGUGCACUCCACCAACCACGAGGAGGAAGAGGAGGAUGACAGGGUCAUCGCCCCCAUCCGCAGGAACUCCCGCUUCUACCGUUCCAUGAGGAAGAAGAGGCUGGCCUCGUCAGAACAACUUGAAAGCCCUGCAGUCUCUCUGAGGCCUGGUCCAGAGCCCAGCCCAGGCAGCAGGUCAGGCAGCAGCUCCCUCUGUGUCCCUGAUCUCCAGAAACCUCCACUAUCUCCCCGGGCACAGCGUACGCCAACCUCUCCACGUCACCUCCAUUCCGGAACUGCGUUGCCAAGCAACGGGGAGCUCAGGAGCCCACACACACUUACUAGCGCGGCCUCUUCCCCUCUUUGGACUAGGAGAGGAGGAGGGGGAGGGGGAGGGAGGAAGGGUGCAGAUGCUUCUCCAGCUAGCGGUCAGUGUGGAGGGGGCUCCACUUCCUCCUCCUCCGUUUCUAGCGCUCGGUUGUACCGGACGCACGGCAUGCACACACACACUGAAGACAUGGAGAGCCUCUCAGAACUCACUGCAACCGCCUGCUCCGUACGGGAGCCCGGAGGGGACAUAAAGUCACCGCAACCAGCGGAGGAGCAAGUCAAUGAAGAGGGCGUCAAACUCAGGUUGGUGAGCAACAGGGAAAGAGUGAGCUCAACACCAUUGAAAGUAGAACCCAUCUGCUACAGUCUCAACAUUGUCAAGAACGUUGCCUUCCUGUACCAGGAGUACCGGGACACAUCCAAGCAGCAGGAAAUCGAGCAGCGACGGCAGCAGGAUGGGUUGACCUCGGGGGUCAGCGCGGGGUUAGGGGUGACGUCCCCACCGGCCCUGCAGCUGCAGCUGAGGAACAACUCUCGCUCUCUGAGUCUGUGGCAGAACCUGGAGGUCGUGCAGCAGAGCGGCCUGCUCACCCAGCUACCGCAGAGAGAGGUCAUCAUACAAGAGGCCAUGUUUGAGCUGGUGACCUCAGAGGCAUCCUACUACAAGAGUCUGGAGGUGCUAGAGACCCACUUCCUGAAGAACCCUGUGCUGGUCAACACACUCAGCCAAUCAGACAUGCACUUCCUAUUCUCCAACAUUGAGGAGGUGAUGAAGGCCAGUGAGAGGUUCCUGAUGGACCUGGAGAACCGCAUCGAACAGUCCCUCCAGAUCUCAGAGGUGUGUGACAUCGUCCACAACCACGCCCUCAAGCACUUCCACGUCUUUAUCACCUACGUCAUCAACCAGGUGUAUCAGGAGAAGAACUACCGACGCAUUCUACAGGGAAACCAGUCAUUCCGUGAGACCAUGGCUCAUCUGGAGAACCAUCCGCAUGUCCGAGGCCUCUCUUUCACCUCCUUCCUCAUCCUCCCCUUCCAGAGGAUCACAAGACUCAAAAUGCUGGUCCAGAACAUUCUGAAGAAGGCGGAGGAGAAUUCAGAGAUGGAGGCCAAUGCCAUCAAGGCUCACCAUCAGCUGGAGCAGAUUGUGAAGGAGUGCAACGAGGGUGUGAGGAAGAUGAGUCGUACAGAGGAACUCAUCAGCAUUGAGAAAACACUGGAGUUCAAGUCUAAGUCGGUGCCGGUGAUCUCCCACUCCCGCUGGCUGCUGAAGAAGGGUGAGGUGCAGCAGAUGACCGGGCCAAAGAGCACUAGGACCAUGCGGAGCAAGAAGCUCCACCACCCUGUCUACCUGUUCCUCUUCAACAACCUGCUACUCAUCACCAAGCGCAGCUCCAGUGGUGAGAAGUUCCAGGUGCUGGACUCGUGCACGCGGGCCAUGCUGAGAACUGAGGACAUGGAAGACCAGGGUCAGAUGCUGGCUAACGUGUUCAACCUGAAACUUCUGGAGAACCAGGAGGAGAGGCAUGUCAACUACAUGCUCAAGACCUCCAGCAUGAGUGAUAAGCUGCGCUGGAUCUGUGCUCUCACGCCAAACCGCCGCACGCGAUUCAUGUCCACCAGCGCCCACCAACCAGCCUCUCCCCAGGUCCAGUGUAUUCAGUCGUACUUGUCUCAGGAGCCAGAUGAGCUGUCCAUUGAGAUGGCUGACGUGUUGAACAUCCUGGAGAGGACAGAUGACGGCUGGAUGAUGGGUGAGAGGCUCCAUGAUGGAGAGAAGGGCUGGUUCCCCUGUCGGGUAAUAGAGGAGAUCAAGAACCAGGAAGUGCGGGCCCGGAACCUCAGGGAGAGCCAGAGGAUCCACCUGGCCCAGGAAGGGGGCACUUCCUCAGGGGCCAGACUGGGCUCCAGGGGUGGCAGACGCACCCCCAAAACCCCCAAAGUCUCAAAUUUCUUCGGUACCUGGACUGACCAGUCAGAGGAGGAACAGUGAAGCACAUGAUAUUUCACACUGAAAGUGAUUGGUUGGAACCCCCUGGCAUCAAUUUUUACUGGACCACAUGGAUCAAAUGACAGAGAUCAUGUGAUUUGAGUAUGGGAUUGCAUUGGAAGAAAGUGACAUCAUGCAAUGACAUUAUUUCCGAUUAACUGUUUCCCUUUCUCAGGUGGUUUUGGUUUGCCAGGGUUUAGGUUCCCAGGCUCCAGGGUUUAGGUUCCCAGGCUCCAGGGUUUAGAUUCCCAGGCUCCAGGGUUUAGGUUCCCAGGCUCCAGGGUUUAGGUUCCCAGGCUCCCCUGAUCGGUCCUACAAUCAGAGUACUUCUUCCAUAACUCCAACACACUGCAUGUCUUACACUACUUCCAGUGGAAUGAUUCAGCACUAACAGUCUAACUGUAAAACAAGGCUCUGGUGGAACAGGAGCUAUGCAUGUGAUGGGAGAAGAUAACCACAGAAACAGUUCUCAAGGGGAUGGUAACAUGUGAAUAUAUCGUAACCUUGCCUCAACUGCAUGGGGCAAUUUUUUUCUUCAUUUUUUUAAAAGCGCUUCUUUGCUAGAAAUGUAAUUCCCCCGGAACAAUGGCUUGACGAUCCACCCUUUUGUAAAGAGCAACUCCCCUAUUGAAACCAUACAAGAAGCACGUUUUAAAAUCCACCCACCAGCACUGAAUGGAAAAUAACCGUGAAUGUUUCAUGAUUCUGUACAGUAAAUAGAACAAUCACAUGACAGAGUGCUUAGUAUUGGGCUGGAGGUAAUUGACUAGAGAAGACAAGCCCUACAGAAUCACAGGCCUUGCUUAAUCAGUGGAUGUGUUCUUGGGGUCAGUUCCCUUGCCAAUACUGAUAUGCCACUUACACACACACACUUGGGGAAAUCCUGCACAACUUCUCCAAUGUCAAAAACCCUCCACAGACACCUGGUCCUGAAGCAUCUGAACAGAAUGUGCCAGCACACCGACAGCACUGGAAUGGCAUGCGAGUGACAAAACAUGUGUGUGUAUGAUGAGUAUGUGUAUGUGUGCAUACUGUAUGCCUUGAAUGUUCAAUAUAUAAUUAAAUAAUUACUGAAACAUUGUGCAAUUUAAUUAUGUAAGAAGUAAUUUAUUGUUAAUAAAAUCUAAAUCUGAAAUUCAA